AUGUACUCCUUCCUAAAGGCACUAGUACAGGACUUUGUGUGUUUUGUUUUUACGUGUGCAUCUGCUUUCUGCCUGACUCUGGGUCUGUAUGAGCUGCUGGCGGCCCUGCCAUCCCAGCUGCAGCCUCAUGUCAACUGCUCUGAAGACAACACCUUCCUUCAGGAUAUGUUUGGAGAGAGAAGUCUCCACUCACUUGUUAAGAUCCACGAACGGCUGCAGCACUAUGAGGAGAGCAAGCCCGCCCCUGUCCUGGAAGGAGCUGCACCUCUGGCACGUGACGUGUCUGAUGAGCUGGAAGGCAAAUCAGCCAGUCAGGAUGUCAAAGAGCUUCUUAAACUGCUGGCAAACCCACAUGUAAAGAGCCUCCUGUCCGUCCACGACGCAGUUGCCCAAAAGAAGUAUGACCCCGAACUACCUCCGCUGCCUGAAGACAUCGAUGACGAUGAAGAUUCUGUGAAAAUUAUAAGAUUGGUCAAGAACAAGGAGCCACUGGGAGCAACAAUAAGACGUGAUGAGAGCACAGGUGCCAUCAUUGUGGCCCGGAUCAUGAAGGGAGGGCCAGCUGACAGAAGUGGCUUAAUUCAUGUAGGGGACGAACUGAAGGAGGUCAAUGGAAUCCCUGUGGACGACAAGAAACCAGAGGAAAUCAUUCGUAUUCUGGCACAGUCACAAGGAGCCAUUACCUUUAAAGUUGUCCCUGGUGCAAAGGACGAGGCAUCUAUCAAGGAGCCACAGAUGUUUGUGAAGGCGCUCUUUGACUACGACCCAAAAGAUGACAACACCAUCCCAUGUAAGGAAGCUGGUUUGGCCUUCAAGAAGGGUUGCAUCCUACAGAUCAUGAGCCAAGAUGAUGCAACCUGGUGGCAGGCCAAACACGAGGGCGACACAAAUCCUCGUGCUGGCUUAAUACCAUCCAAACAGUUCCAGGAGAGGAGACUUGCAUUUCAGCAACCUGUUACGACUCUUUCGUCCCUAAGGAGGUCUACUAGACGAUCAUUGACUGCACCACAGACAUGUACCGCAGAUUGUGUAUCACUAGAUGAUGUGACAGUAGAGUUUGCUGAAGAGAUUGAAGAGGAUGCUGAUUAUAGUGGUGGAUUUCACCUAGCUGGGUUCAGGAGAAGCUUUCGCCUCAGCAGGAGAGACAGAAAGACCACCAAGUCCAUGUACGAGGCGAAGAAGAGUGAAAUGUACGACAUGGCUGACGUGCCCACGUACGAGGAAGUCGUCCCGUACCGCAGGCAAAGGGGAGACAAACACAGGCUGGUGGUGCUAGUAGGACCCACGGGUGUCGGCUUGAGUGAACUGAAGAAGAAACUGUUGAUCUCUGACCCCCAGCACUUCAGUGUGACCAUUCCACACACCAGUCGACCCAAGAAGAACCAGGAGACCGAUGGUGUGGAUUACCACUUCAUCUCCAAGCAGCUCUUUGAGACGGACAUCCAAAACAACAAGUUCAUUGAGCAUGGCGAGUACAAAGGGAAUUUCUACGGCACAAGUCUGGACUCGAUACGUUCAAUCCUCUCAAAGAAGAAAGUGUGCCUGCUGGAUGUCCAGCCUCAUCUAAUAAAGCAUCUUCGAACAGCUGAGUUUAAACCUUUCGUUGUGUUCGUGAAGCCCCCGACCGUCGACAGACUGAGAGAGACCAGAAAGAAAACCCAAACUAUAUCAGGCAAAGACGACAAGGACUCCACCAAACCCUUCACGGAGGAAGACUUUCAGGAGAUGGUGAACACGGCCCAGACAAUGGAGACUCAGUACAGCCAUCUCUUUGAGAUGGUUAUAGUCAACGACAACCUCGAUGUUGCCUUCAGCGAGCUGCAGUUGGCACUAAAGAAAGUGGAGACAGAGACACACUGGAUUCCAGUCAGCUGGACUCACUCCUGAGAGACAUACUGACUGUAAAAGGAGAAAAGGGAAGCGCUUUGACAAAAAUAUGCAGGUUUUCUAUCUUUUAAAAAAAAUAUUUGCCAGGGACGGUGUUGGGAAGUAAAUCAGGAAUAAAACAGUGCCUGGCUGCUGUGUCGCCAUACCUGAACUGCAUCGAGCUAAAAAUAAGCUUCUGCCUGGGAUCAGGUUGGAUUUAGACCUCAGCUGUGGUCUGGAAGCUCCAGGUCUGACCAGAUGUGAUCGGGUUGUGGCUGCAGGCUUCUUUCCGGAAUCUAAGACUUUGACAUUGAUCAGGGUCUCAGUCUGGGUCACACAUCCAUGGCCACAACUUGGAGCGCCUUGGUCCAAACCGGAACGUGGAGCGAGCUUGGAGCAUCGUAGCACCAGCAGUCCUGCCAGCACAUCAGUAAACCGGCCAAACAGGACUCCUUUAGUGGUUUUAUAACAUUAGACCAUUAGAAACCAAAGGGAUUGAUGUAUUUCUUCUUCGUGGACAACUUACAUGUGUUUGUCUGUAAAAGAGCACAGCACCAGGGAAAAGAGGAGAAAGGAAAACAUACUUGCCUUCUGUCUUACUAGACUUUUGUACAUCUAAAAUCUUCCAUGACUGUUAUUCCAAGCAAAACACUGUCAGGUACACUUUUGAGAAAGGGCAAUAAGUGUAAUUUUAUUUAAAAGAAAUUAAUAUAUUUUCUAAUAUCUGCUUGUAGUCCUUUUUAUGCAUUUUAUAUACAUUUAUGACUUUAAUAUGAUCUUAGCUGUAGCCAUCUCUGUGACAGCCUCUUUUUACUAGAAGCAUUUUUUUCUCUCAAUCUAGCAUUUUUUUGUUCGUCACCCUAGUUUAGUUUUUUGGCUCUGUCAGCUCUACUUGGCUCUAUUUGGCUCUAUUAUCAGCACUGCUACAAUUCUCCUAGCUCCAGAUUUUGCUCUCUUGUUGAUUCUGGGACAAGCUGACCUCCUUUAAAUUAAGGGGAGACUAUAAUUCCAGCUACAUUUUUAUUCACCAGAAUUCACACAAAAACAAUCCAUAUUUUAUUUAUUUAUGCUUUGGGCUGUUGUUUUGGGCUGUUUUUUAACUUCCUGCUCCUUAAAAGUAUACUUUCUUCUGAUUGGUUGCCCCUCACCUAGCCUCUGCAAACAGAAACUAGUGCUCGUAUGCACUGCCUCCCAGAGAUGACCUUUUGCAUUUUUUGCAUAUUUAGCAGUGUUUAAUAUCUGCUUAGUAUAUGACAAAAUACAAGCCAAUGGAUAAGUUGUCCUUUAUACAUGGAGGUAGAGCGCAAGGAUAGUUGGAGACUGGAAACAAUUAGGAGGAGCUAGCCUAUGUCUGCUAGUCUUUCUGAACUUGUGAUUUUAGUACAUUGUUCAUCCCUAUUAAUAACAGUUAGUUCAUAUUGAAUUCAUCUCUUAAUUUCUGUGCUUGCUCGGCUGAUUGCCUCCGAUCUCUAGCUGCAUUUAAAACUCUAAGAGUGCUAUCAGUCUUCCAAAGUCUCAGUAAAAAAAAGCAUUAAGCAUAUUAUCCAAACUGUCUAAAUGAUUCCUUAAACUCUAUAUUUAUUCUUUUUUUUCUUUACUCUAAGAAUACUCUCUUACUCUGCUGAAUGUCCAGCUCAGGUUGUAUGUUUCCAAAUUGUGCAUCAUUUAUUUCUCCCUUUCCACCAACUGUGACAUAUACAAACUUGAUUUGUGUCCUUUUUUUUAAGUGUAAGCAUGAUUGGUUAUACUGCUCUGAUGUAAUAUGAUUUAAAUGUCUUUAACACUCUUGUCUGCCAUACUUUGUCCCAACAUUUUUUUGUCUUUUUGUUUAUUCAGUUUUUCUACCUCCCCACCCCCCUGCUGCCCAUCUUACAGAUCAAAGUCACAUUUGUACAGUCUCCAGAAAAUACCUUUUUAUGUCUCCCUGUAGUGAUAUACUCUUUAAGUGGCACAUUGUAUGAAUUUACAUUAUUCUUGAUAACUGCUGCAUUUUUUAUUAAAGAAAAUACGACUAAA
Pundamilia nyererei is the source of this 3882-nucleotide messenger RNA. RefSeq names its product MAGUK p55 scaffold protein 7a (gene mpp7a). The record is from RefSeq and is a predicted model, not a curated record. Bases 1 to 1887 code for a protein of 628 amino acids. The transcript is spliced from 20 exons. Lineage: Eukaryota; Metazoa; Chordata; Actinopteri; Cichliformes; Cichlidae. Gene Ontology annotation, molecular function: protein binding.